Symbiodinium natans is the source of this 474-nucleotide messenger RNA. The record is from the annotation of a GenBank genome assembly. Lineage: Eukaryota; Dinophyceae; Suessiales; Symbiodiniaceae.
AUGGCGCCAUCCAUUCCGCAGGUCGCCAUCAAACCAGAGAAAUGGCCGCAGACAGUGUAUUCGACACCUGAGCCUUCCUUAGCAAAGGCUGAAGCGGACAAGUUGCUUGCCAUGAGAUUUGAUCCCGCUUUCUACCGCAGUGCGUACCUGCAAUGUAUGGGCCGUGGGCUUUCACAGAAGGACUGCAUUGCGAGCCUGUCGGCUGUGGACUCCAAGAUCACGCCAUCUGGUCCACUGUCCGACCCUGCUGCCAGCGACGCGAUGUCAAGCGCCAUUGCCUGCAUAAGUGCCAACGGAGGUGAUGUGGACAAGUGCACCACGCACUUUGAUGCUCUUAGCAAGCUUGCUGGCUACAAGGAGGAGGAGAAGAAAACCUCCGUUCAAAAAGCUUCCGAGUUCUGCUCAAAGGCUGGUUGGAAACUGAUCGCCGUGCCUGCCCUGUAUGUUGGCAUGAAGUUCAUCAAGAUCAAGUGA